Nanorana parkeri is the source of this 1353-nucleotide messenger RNA. RefSeq names its product probable E3 ubiquitin-protein ligase DTX2. The record is from RefSeq and is a predicted model, not a curated record. Gene Ontology annotation, cellular component: nucleoplasm. Gene Ontology annotation, biological process: protein ubiquitination; Notch signaling pathway. The transcript has a single exon. The coding region runs from base 73 to 1353 and encodes 426 amino acids. Lineage: Eukaryota; Metazoa; Chordata; Amphibia; Anura; Dicroglossidae. Gene Ontology annotation, molecular function: zinc ion binding; ubiquitin protein ligase activity.
ACUCCUGAAGGGGAAUUUUGACUGAUCACCACAGAUUUUAAUAAAGCGAAACAUUGAUCGGAACCUUGAAGAAUGGCAGCUGGUCCACCUCAAAGUGGAGGAGCUGCAGGGCCAUUAGGACCUCCUGCGAUGGCUAGCCAGUGGAACCCUGCAUCCUAUGCUGUAGCUGUUUGGGAAUGGCAAGAUGAACUUGGCAAGUGGAGGCCGUACAGCAGUAAAGUGAGCACUUAUAUAGAGCAAUGUAUGCAAUCUUAUCAGCAGCAGAAGAAUACUCGGGCUCUUGCAAACAGUAGGAGUAUCUCCCUUGGACAAGUUGACCCUAAAUUAGCUCCGUACGUAAUAGACAUUGCAACGCUGGCACAGUUUCGACAAGACACAGGAACCAUGCGAUAUGUCAGAAAAACCCUCUACCCAUUAGACUCCGCUCCAGCUAAAGGCAUUUGUUGGGAGUGGAUGAAUGAUGAUGGCUGUUGGACAGCUUACGAAACGCAUAUCUGCAUAUACCUGGAGGAGAAGUUGACUAAUGGAAACCGCUCUGUAGAUCUUGGAGCACUUGGACUCCACUACCUUAUUGACUUUAACUCAUUCGUUCAGAUAAAUCAGGCCACUGGAUUUAAACGACGUGUUCAAAGGAACCUUGGUGCACCUUAUCCUACAACGCCAAAGGCAGGACCUGCACAUAAGUCGACAGCAUGUGCUUGUCACCAGUGUCUGGCAAGCAGUCAUGCGGGGCCUAUGCAUCGGUAUCGACACUCCAUGAUCAAUCUGCCUACAUCCGCAAAUUACCAGAGCAGUAGCCGAAUAUCUACCAAUAAUGUUGGUUAUUUACCAUAUCCUAAACCUACCAUGACUAGUGCGAAGUCGGCACCAAAGCUUAAUAGCACGUGGGUACCCUCCUCAACGCCUUUGCAACUUGCUGGUCCAUCAUCUGCUAAUGGAAUCAGUAUUCCAUCGGUUCCAGUGCAGAUUCAGAAGUCCAGUUCUAUGAAUCAGGCCUUUGCAGGAGUUACUGACCCAGAACAAGUUGUGAAGAAAUACCUGGAAACCGUUGAUAAGCCUCCAGAAGAGGACUGUAUCAUAGGUCCAGACUUACCUGGCCUGACUCCUGCAGCACCUUCUUCUGUGUCUCGGCAGCCAGGGGGCCGGUCUAAGUGGAGAAGGUCCUCUCCCACACAGCAUAAUGUGCUGCCUGGUGGUGCCUGCUGGACAAGUGACAGCUUCUCCAGCCCCGCACAGCCACCCGUACAUGCUGCGGGUGGCAGAGUGGUGGGGAAGGAAGAGCACUGCAAGAGCACUGCAAUUGCGACUGUUGUGACCCUGGUAGUUCGCCAGUGCCUGUGUCCCUCACUUUAA